UAUGGCACGACAAAUCAAAAAUAUCCUGACAGCUAUACUGUGUUUGCUUCAGAUCAGUUUGUUUUGCAGUUUAAAUUUACCUUUCGCAUUCUGCACAAAAUGGGCUUCAGGCGUCUUUGAAAGAUAUGAAGGUAGGCUAGGGAAAAAGAAUAUUCCGAACAAAGUUCGUGAAACAAGUAGUAUUUGGUAACCUCUAACCUCAUCUUGACUAACCUAAACUUAACUUGAAACUCUGCUUCUCUACGGCAAAAAGGAAAAUGGGUGGAACCCUAUAGUCUCCAUCAUUUACGUUUCUACAUGUUGCGAUCAUAAAUAUUCAUCUUCAGAUUCAAAAUGAAAAGUUUUACAUCUGUUCUACAAUCUACAGGUUACUCCUUGCAAGGGCACGUGAUCAGUGUUUGUAAAGGCAAAGAUGUGGAGUGUGGAUCGUGGUGUUUGAGAAAUGACAGAUGUCGAUCUUAUAACUGUUAUCCUGCACAGAGCUUCAGUUCCACCUAAAUGUGCUACUUAAAUAACGAAACACGAAGGUCCAAACCAAAAGACUAUUUGGAAAAUCAGGGUGUAAUCUACUUUGAGGUCAUUAACUCAAAUUUUGUUUGUGAAAACCUUGGGAGAUGGAGUCGACAACUGAAUAAAUCCAUCAGCCACAAUCCGGGAUCUAAUGAAGCCAUCAACCAAUCAGAGAAGAUUGGAUCAAACUCUUCAUCACCUGGUGACUCCUGCAAACACAUACGGGAGUCCAGAGAUUCUUUAGAAGACGGGGAGUAUUGGAUCGACCCUGAGAAGAAUGGAAACCCUUUGAAAGUUUUCUGUGACAUGACGACUGAUGGAGGAGGCUGGCUUCUUGUCGCUAACUUGGUGACAAUCAACUCUACUCCGACUGAGAAAUGGACCGCCCAGACAUCGUUCCGUUGGAUCAGUAACUUUGCCAACAACAAAAUGGGUAUCACACUGAGCGCCAUGAAGGAACUCAGAAGCCACUUGUCUUUCACUCAGCUGAGAUUCCACUGCAGCAAACAACUGGGACGCACGUUCCACGUGACCACAGCAACUAACAGCUCUGGUGAAGCUGUAGUCCAGUACUUCAGCGGUCAGACAGAUGUUCUUCCUCCUUCAUGCAACUCGUUUGAAAGAAUGAAUGGAGAUAACUCCCGAUUAGCUUUACAGUGUGAUAGAUGGGGAAAUGACGGUUCAAACUAUGUCGGAAAGUGGGGACAUUUUAAACUCCAAAAGGCACUUAAAAUGUACAAUAACGCAGCUUUUAUUGCUAAUGAACAUAACUGGGUAAUGGUUAAGAAUAAAUUGUGUUGCGAUGAUAAUGGAAGUAAUUUAACAGCGAUAUCAUCCGGUGAUUUUUGGAAAGUUUAUGUGCGUUGAAAUUCCGAGUGCAUUUACCUGUUUCCACAGGGACCACCUGGUGAACAGGAUUAAAGGAGGCCUGUACAUCACGUACUGAACUGUUACUCAUGAUUCUAGAGCCAUACCUCGCGCGGUUGUGCAUCACAGCCAGACAGUACGUCGAUUUUGCAACGGUCCAAAUUCUUCUUCAUGGUUAAAAUAAGUAAAAAACCCAUCAAAAUCAUUCAUAAGAACCCCCAUUGACUAAUAGGAUCUCCGAAUUUUGUCUGUCUUCUCUUAUGUCGAAAUUAGAAGCUCUUUCGAUUCUUUGAGACAACCGACUCGACGAAUCAAUUCAAAUUGAAGCUCUCUUCGGUCUGUUUCCUUACAUAUUUUUCCAACAGAUUUUAAGACUUUUCUCCAGUCUGUUUGACCUUAGAUGUAACUUCGUUUCAUCUCCUUGGGCCUGCAUGCUGAUCAUAUUAAUAUUCUGAUUUACCAUGAAUCUGUAAAAGUCUUUAGACUUUGCCUCGGGGUUUAUUGUUAUCUUUUCACUGACUGAGAUGGAAGGACUCUACGUCUCCACAAUUAGUUAGAUCUAUUUGACUUUGCUUUAUUUAGGAGGUGACUUUGAAUAGCAUAAAUAACUGGAUAAUCAUGAUGUGUAGGAAAGUGGUUCUCUACAACAAGAACGUAGACUGAAAGACAAAGAAUGGCAAAACGUUGCUCAUUUUCAUCUAGAGUAUCGCUAAUUCGUCUCGACUCUUUUCGUUAAUAAUUUAUUCCAGGCAAAGGAUUUUCCUUCUUUACAGAUUUCCGUAUUGCUGAAGAGAAUUGCAUGCCCAAUGUGAUGUUCGUAAAGGAUAUUUAGUUCAUAAGAAUAUAGUAAGAUUCUUUCUUAAGUGGCAUAUUAUCCAAGUCUUUGAUAUCAAAGUUACAUGCCUAGAGAUUUUAUGAUGGUUUCAAUGUCGUCAAUUUUAGAAAACUUUCUUUUACACCAAAAACACUCGAAAUAUCUUAAUGAAAGGUCUUUUUAAUUUUAUAGCAUACGUGAUCCGUAUAAUGAAAACAGUUUUGCGGCUCAUUAUAUCGAGGUAGGGACCGACCGUUCCCAAGACACUUUUAAUGUCCUAUGCAUGUAAUAACAAGCCUAUAACCCGGUACUUCCACUGCAGUAAUAUUUUUAACGAUCCUAGGACUUGAAAUGUUUUUGCAAAUUAUGAUUGAUUUUGUACCUCCGCAAUAAAAUAAAACGGGUACA
Stylophora pistillata is the source of this 2599-nucleotide messenger RNA. RefSeq lists its product as uncharacterized. Gene Ontology annotation, molecular function: extracellular matrix structural constituent; oligosaccharide binding. NCBI's taxonomy places the organism in Eukaryota, Metazoa, Cnidaria, Anthozoa, Scleractinia, Pocilloporidae. The record is from RefSeq and is a predicted model, not a curated record.